AUGGGCGGAAAAGACGUAGAAGCCGAAGACACACAAGGGCAAGUAAGCGAAGAAGAAGGGCAUGGCGGAAAAGACGAAGAAGAUGAAGACGCACAAGGGCAAGUAACCGAAGAAGAAGGGCAGGGCGGAAAAGACGAAGAAGACAAGGUCGUAGAACAAGAGUUGGUGACAGCACUGCGCGCUUGCAGCAUUAGGGAUGGCAUACAUCAGGAGAUAUUGAGGCACGUGUUGGUUACAAGGCCAUAUCGUGAGGAACCUGAAGGCGUGCCGCGUUUCAGUUUCGAAGAGGUACAAGCAUUUUUCGCGACUGCGGAACGUGCGUUAUGGCCCAAGAGUGUCUCCAGACAGUUCAUCUUCAUGUUUACAUAGAUGAAAGUCAAAGUUUUACAAAGAUGAAUAGACGCCACCUCGUGCGAAGUCUUGGUGGAUGCGCCAUCCGAGGAUGAGUGUACAUUGAUUUCCGGAAGAAUUUGUUGAUGAGAAUGAAUUGUUGCUUCACCUAUAAUAGUAUAAUCAAGAAGCACUUCUAGUUCUAACCACACAGGGUUUUAGGGGUAUUCUCGAAAAAACGGGAUUGCCAGCUGGAUCCAUACUCAUUCACGCUGACCCUCAUUAUGACUGGCUGCAGCUACGCGACGGUCCUACCAAUUCUUUUUCUUGGUUCUCUCUACACCAAGCUAACAAAUCUUCUAGUACAGAAGAUACCUGUGAACGUAGAGCAGCAACAAGAUCUAGAUCAUCUUCCUCACCAGCAGAUCCGGACAGAGAUGAAAUGUAUGGACGAGGAUGUUCUUCUCCCUUUUUUAGCAACAGACCAUCUCCUAGGCUUCCCUUUUCGUCCCCUUAGAACUGUAAAUAGCUGAUGAACAAGGGGGCCCUUUGCGUCCCCUUAUAUAACUGUAAAUAGCUGAUGAACAAGGGGGGCCUAAAACUGUGUAGCAUCCUAGAGAGGGGAGAAAAGACACCAUUCAUAAAAUGAGAGCAGUUCUAGCUCGUUUAGAGAAGUGGGGCACGAUUGCAGGUUUCUGGCUCAAAAAUUGGGACCUACGCACACUAGAUACAACUCGGUGGCGCGAAUGGUACUACGCAGAGAGGGAGGAGAAGCGUGACACCAGGAUGAAAACUCCGGUUAGUAGUUGCUCAGCUUCUGUGCGAAGUGAAGGUCGUGAAGGUGAAAAAGUAGUAGUUGAGCAUGAGGAAGCUCUUACUCGUACCGCAACGGACGAAACGAACAACGACGUUUUAUUGGCCUAUAUCUUUUACGGUCACUGAGAAAUUUGCAGCCCACAAAUAUCUUGUUCUCGUGUGGUUCACAUCUUCUCAUGUCUCUGACAUCUUCAAUCCGAGAUGAUUGCAACACCAGGAGACGCAAAAGAUCAAGAUUGUACUUGAUUCGCAUGCAAGAACACAGAAGCACGACGAUGAAUAUGGGAGUCAAAACGAGUACUCACAAAUUGAACAAUUGUGCUCCAGUGCUGCUGCGAUUGUCCCGAUAAGCCGCUUGUAGCUAAAUUGGUGUAGUGAAUUAUACUCAUGCUUCGUCUUGCCGGUAGAGUAGUGGACAGCGGUCCUGAAGUAGACGCCAUGUUGAGGAUGACGACAACAUGGGGAUCUUCACCUUGAUGAAAAUGACGUGAUGUGAGUAGCAACCGUCGAUGAACUGUAUACCAUGCCCAGAUCCCCUACCUUUUUGACUAUACUUACAACAAGAGUGGGAAAAUUGAACUCACGAGCAAGAAGAACGAGGAGGAAGCACCUCUUUUUAUGCUCUUUCACCGUAAAAACAAGAGAUGAGAAAGAAUCGUCAAAGGGCAGGACGACAGGCCAAUAAUUUGAUGAACCCAAAAAGAAGACGUCAUUGCUAUGUGCAUGAUGUUGCCCAAGAGGCAUCAGAUCGAGUUACUUUAUUGUCAACACAAAUACUUUCAUUUGUACCACGAUAAAGACGAAACGUCUAU
Molecule: messenger RNA, 1958 nt
Organism: Amoebophrya sp. A25
Lineage: Eukaryota; Dinophyceae; Syndiniales; Amoebophryaceae
Source: the annotation of a GenBank genome assembly